GCUCGGAGGAUUGAGGGAAUCACUUCCAUCAGGUCUAGAAACGUAAUAGAAAAGUCUUAUCAAGAACAGCGAAGUAUAUCUACUAAGCAUCAAUGAAUCAUGGGAGAAGCCAUGUCCCUACGUCCGGUCUCGCUGGUUGCUCUUGUCGGCAUUACUACCGGUGUUUUCGUUGUGAUUGUAGAGCAAACUCUGCACAUUGGGGGCGUGAACUUAGUGCAUGGGCAGAAUGUGGAUGACCUUUACUUCAUCUACGUGUUGUUAAGGCAACCAAAAGAGCAUUCCCAAUGCCAACACCCUCCCUGGCUUCUUUUUCAAGUAGAAAAAGGGCACGGAGAUGGUCUCAAGGAUGCGACUAUGGUAACUCUAAGGCUGCAGGGAUUUUACGUUUUUGCGAUGACUAUCUGCCUCAUCGACCUCUACACGCACAAAAUCCUACUGAAAGAAGAGGCACAUCCCAUCGCAUCUUCGAACCUCCAAGCGUCCGCUGCGAGGAUCGUGAAUAUCGUGUACGCGUUAGGGCUUAUUUUUUUCCUUGUUUUGCCGCCAGCAUUUGCGCUGGGCAUCGAGUUCUUCAGCAGAGUUACAGAUGAUCUCCCUGUGGGAACGUUCCUGAGCGUGGUUCCACCGACCUGCCUGUUGCUGUUGUUCUUCCUCGACUACGACAGGUUUUGCAGGCGCAUGGGGAGCACCGUAUUUCUCCCGGCUUUGAUUCUUGCCUACGACGGAAAAUUAGCCUCAACUGCUGCGGGAAAACUGCGAGCACCGGGAACCAUUGCCCUGUUGCAGUUUUACUUGAUGUCAAUUUACCUGCACAAGACACUUAGUCGUCGAAGAACUUUAGACGUCAACAGGAAUGCAACAUCACGGAGCUACAUACGACUUAUCGUGGAGCUUCUCGCAUUAUUUCUGCUGUUUCUUUCACCUCUCGCAGUGAUGAGUCUAUCGGGAGAGAUCCAGCUCUUGACUCUAAACGGUCCAUGGUACGCGUUCCUGCCAAUCUACGCGUCUUUGCUGUUGCUGACAGUUUGUCACCAUAUACUACCGGUCUGGACAGACCUUCUGAGUGGCUCUUCAGCACCAGCAGAAAGUCCUUCCACUCCUCAACAGCAUCCGUUCAAAAGCGACCUCACUCUCUUGGAAAAUGCGUUUCACUUUCUGCUGUUAUUCUACGUUUUUUCGCAUGCCUGGUGGGGCCUCGCUUAUCGCGAUUGGCUGCUGGGCUUGCCGCAGGUUCCAAUGCUUGUGCUAGGACUUGCACUGUUGCACGGAGUUGCACUGGGGUUGUUUGGGAAAAACGCGCCGUUGGUGCGCAAUUCUGUCACGGCAGAAGAAACAACUUUGCUGGGUAAACUGCUUCUGGGAGAAGAUGGAAAAUGACCUAUGAAUAAGUGUCUGUCAUCCAGGGAACACAGAAGUUGUUUGGAUGCGUAUUUCCUGUACAGAAAUCGCUCUUCUUCACUGAUUGUUACACUAGACAAGGUUUGUAAUCGGCAGAUAGAGACCGCUCGGAAGAGUUGGCAAAAUGCGAGCCGCG
Amoebophrya sp. A25 is the source of this 1534-nucleotide messenger RNA. The record is from the annotation of a GenBank genome assembly. Lineage: Eukaryota; Dinophyceae; Syndiniales; Amoebophryaceae.